Meriones unguiculatus (Mongolian gerbil) is the source of this 2229-nucleotide messenger RNA. RefSeq names its product acyl-CoA synthetase family member 3 (gene Acsf3). Bases 167 to 1903 code for a protein of 578 amino acids. Gene Ontology annotation, molecular function: medium-chain fatty acid-CoA ligase activity. The record is from RefSeq and is a predicted model, not a curated record. The transcript has 10 exons. Gene Ontology annotation, biological process: fatty acid metabolic process. Lineage: Eukaryota; Metazoa; Chordata; Mammalia; Rodentia; Muridae.
GCCUGCGGACAUUUUUAGAUGUAGGACUCAUUCCGGCCGAUUCACACACCUGGCCGAGCUCUCGCUCCGGUGCCCCACCCCCUGUGACCCCCGUCUGACCCCAGGCGGGCGCGUAGCAGAGAAAAAGAAAGAGGGUGUCAAGCUCAGCCAGUGGUUUGUUGGUGUGAUGGUACCCCACUUGACACUACCCUUCAGGCGUCGCAUCUGGUCCUUGGCCUCCAGUCAGCUGGUUCCCAGAAGACACAGAGGACACAGCCUCCUGUAUACGGCUCCAGAGGCCCGCACGGAUGGGAUUGCCCCAGUGUUCAUCCGUGCCCUGGCCUUCGGGGACAGGAUUGCCCUUAUUGACAAACAUGGCCGUCACACCUACAGGGAGCUCUAUGACCGCAGCCUUUGCCUGGCCCAGGAGAUCUGCAGGCUUCGGGGUUGUAAGGUUGGAGACCUCCAGGAAGAGAGGAUCUCCUUUCUGUGUUCCAAUGAUGUCUCCUAUGUGGUCGCACAGUGGGCCUCCUGGAUGAGUGGCGGGGUCGCCGUCCCGCUCUACUGGAGGCACCCGGAGGCCCAGCUAGAGUAUUUCAUCCAGGAUUCCCGGAGCUCUGUGGUCAUGGUGGGCCAGGAGUACUUAGAGCGGCUGAGUCCACUGGCCCAGAGGCUGGGGGUCCCCCUUCUUCCCCUCACACCUGCCGUCUACCAUGGAGCAGCCGAGCAGCCCGCAGAGCAGUUGGUUCCAGAGAGGGAGUGGCGUGACCGGGGUGCCAUGAUCUUCUACACCAGCGGGACCACAGGGAAGCCCAAGGGUGCACUGAGCACCCAUCGUAACAUAGCAGCUGUGGUGACUGGGCUGGUCCACUCCUGGGCAUGGACGAAGAAUGAUGCGAUCCUUCACGUCCUCCCGCUGCACCAUGUCCACGGCGUGAUCAACAAGCUGCUGUGUCCGCUCUGGGUAGGAGCCACCUGUGUGAUGCUGCCUGAGUUCAGUGCCCAGCAGGUCUGGGAGAAGUUCCUGAGUUCUGAGGCUCCACGGAUUAAUGUCUUUAUGGCAGUGCCCACCAUCUACAGCAAACUGCUAGAUUACUAUGACAAGCACUUCACACAGCCUCAUGUCCAGGACUUCGUGCGUGCCGUUUGUAAGGAAAAAAUUAGGCUGAUGGUGUCAGGCUCAGCUGCCCUGCCUGUCCCAGUGCUGGAGAAGUGGAAGAGUGCCACGGGCCACACACUCCUGGAGCGCUAUGGCAUGACGGAGAUUGGCAUGGCCCUGUCCAACCCCCUGACGGAGGCUCGCCUGCCAGGUUCUGUGGGGACCCCACUGCCAGGAGUGGAAGUGCGCAUCGUCUCGGAAAACCUGCAGAAGGGAUCCCCCUACAUCGUCCAUGCUGAGGGGAAUGAGAGGGAGACAAAGGUGACCCCAGGGUUCGAAGAAAAGGAGGGGGAGCUGCUGGUUAAGGGACCUUCUGUGUUUCGGGAAUACUGGGACAAGCCAGAAGAAACUAAAAAUGCUUUCACUUCGGAUGGCUGGUUCAGAACAGGAGACACAGCCGUGUUCAAGGAUGACAGGUACUGGAUCCGAGGGCGGACCUCAGUGGACAUCAUCAAGACCGGAGGCUACAAGGUCAGCGCCUUGGAGAUCGAGCGGCACCUGCUGGCCCACCCCAGCAUCACAGGUGAGGGACCGGAUGUGGCUGUGAUUGGCGUUCCGGAUAUGACAUGGGGCCAGCGGAUCACAGCUGUGGUAACCCUACAAGAAGGACACUCAUUGUCCCAUACAGACCUCAAGGAGUGGGCCAGAGGCGUCCUGGCACCCUAUGCUGUGCCCUCUGAGCUCCUGCUGGUGGAGGAGAUCCCACGAAACCAGAUGGGCAAGGUGAAUAAGAAGGAGCUGCUCAAGCGGUUCUACCCCUCGUGAGCUGGCCAGGCCAAGCAAAGGACAGCAAGCAUUUCCUGAUGAUCAUGUACUGUGGUCCAGAGACCCUUAGAUGGAACCCCCACCCCGCAAUCAGGUUGACCAGAAUCAAAACCCCAAGUAAGGCUUUCCCAGCCCCAGGCCAAUUGUCCGAGUUCAGGUGACUGUCCACUGGCUGUCCUCAGCGGUCUUUGUACCAGUCUCACAAGCCCGGUGAGGACAUGGCUGUGUCCAGUGUGUGCCCAAGACUGCUGACUCUCCGUGUGCAGGUCCCUGAGAAUCAGAGCUGGCACUGAGAAAAGAAGUGAAAUAAAGGCAGAAGACAUGUC